This is a messenger RNA of Malania oleifera, 1097 nucleotides long. Its product is annotated as putative RING-H2 finger protein ATL69. The transcript has a single exon. The coding region runs from base 431 to 964 and encodes 177 amino acids. Gene Ontology annotation, biological process: protein ubiquitination. Gene Ontology annotation, molecular function: transferase activity. NCBI's taxonomy places the organism in Eukaryota, Viridiplantae, Streptophyta, Magnoliopsida, Santalales, Ximeniaceae. The record is from RefSeq and is a predicted model, not a curated record.
AAAUAAUGUCCAUUCAUUUAGAUUUGAUGAACUAAUUUAAUUUUAGUGCCCAAUGCCAACGGCGCACACAGCAUUUUUCCGACUAUUCAAUGACCACCGUUAUCCGUCGCUGUGCAAUCGCUAUCCCCGUCGCUAUCACCGCUGCCGCCUCGGGCCUCGCCGUUCACGGUUCAACCACUCCCACACCCGCGUUGACAAUUGCCAUCGCCACCGCAAUACCUCUGUUAGGUUGGAUUUACGGUUGGCAUUAAAUUCCACAACGAGGGUAUUGCGGUAAUUUCGACCCGUUCAUUAACUCCGAUGCCCACAGCUAUUAAAAUUUCCCGCGAACCACGGGCCUGAAAUUAAUGAAAAUCCCGGUUUACACUUCACACCUCAUUUCUCAAUCCACACAAAUCUGAAAUCUGUCUAUACUUCUCUUCUCUCUCUAAUGUCGGCGGCGAACCCGCCGGAGUCGGCGAGCAGCGUCGGCCUCGGCUACGGCAUCGCCAUUGCGGUCAGCAUCCUGGUGCUUAUCUCGACCAUCAUGCUCGCCUCUUACGCUUGCGUGAGAGUGAAGGCCGGCGGCGGAAGAGGGGGUGGAGGCGGCGGCCCCGGAAGAGGUGAGAUAAGCGGGAGGAGCCUCCAGUCUGUCGGCGGAGUAUUGCCGGAGACGGUGGUGGUGGUGGGCUUGGAGGGGCCCGUGAUAGAGUCGUUUCCGAAAUUGGUACUGGGCGAGAGCCGGCGACUGCCCAGGCCCAACAACGGCCCAUGCUCCAUAUGCCUGUCAGAGUACAAGGCGAAGGAUAUGGUGCGGUGCGUUCCAGAGUGCAACCACUGCUUCCAUUCUGAUUGCAUUGAUGAGUGGCUCCGGAUGAGCGCCACGUGUCCUCUCUGCCGGAAUUCUCCGAGCCCAUCCGCGGGCCCCACACCGGUUGCCACACCUAUGUCCGAAGUGACACCCUUGCCCUUCCAUGCUAGGUGAUAUUUUCUUUCUUAUUUUAUUUUAUUUUUUAUUUUAUUUUUUUGUGUUUCAUACUGUAUAAGGCAAUGGAGCUGAUGUUGUAGGAGUAGAACUAUUACAUUAAUUUGUAUAUUAUUCUAUUAUUCGAUUUGAU